Messenger RNA from Penicillium atrosanguineum, 1107 nucleotides. RefSeq names its product Clr5 domain-containing protein. The record is from RefSeq and is a predicted model, not a curated record. The coding region runs from base 1 to 1107 and encodes 368 amino acids. The transcript has 4 exons. NCBI's taxonomy places the organism in Eukaryota, Fungi, Ascomycota, Eurotiomycetes, Eurotiales, Aspergillaceae.
AUGGAUCCCUUUUCUCCCAUCCUCUCGCCUCAAUCACCGGUGACACCGUCCAACGUCUUCCGGCCCCGCCGAUCCGAUGAUUGGCACGAGUACCGCGAUAUCAUCGAACAGCUCUACCGCACCGACCAGCUGAAGUUACGCGAUGUGAAACGUAUCAUGGAAAGGGACUAUAAGUUCUUCGCUUCAGAAAAACAAUACAAAGACCGCCUGGCUGCCUGGCAUGUUCGAAAAAACAUCAAGGCAGAAGAAGUCCAUAUCAUGAUUCGCAAGCAGAAGAAGCGUGCCGCCCGUGGCAAACAGACAGCCUUCCGCCGUAGCGGCCAGGAAGUCGACCAGAAGCGCAUCGCCCGAUUUGUCCGUCGCUACGGAUCCUCCUGGAGUUCAAAACGAGAUAAAGAUGCUGAAUUACAAAGCCCCGAGCCGCCAACUCCCUCCGACAUGACCUGCUACACCCCAGAACCAGCAGAAGAAGCAUCAGUAGUCACGCCAGGUUCCCCACCAGACGUGCAGUCUCCAACGCGCGAGACACCUAAUUCUAAUUAUCAGAUGAAUUUCGACCCAACCCAAAUCCACACUCUUCCGGACCUUGUCAUCGACGACGACUCCCCCUACUCAAUCGACCUUCACUCAAACCCAUCUCACCACCCUCACCCUCAGCACUCUCGGCACUCUCAGCACUCUCAGCACCCUCACCAACAGCACCACCAGCACCAGCACCACCAGCACCACGCCCACUCAACCCCAAACCCAAACCCAAACCCAAACCCUCAACGCCGACCUUAUCCCCACAUCCCAGACUCCGUAACAGGCUCCCACUCAGUCACAGGUCUCCCCCCAGUCUCGCAUGCAGUCCACCCCAUCGUUUCUCCAGGGCCAGUCCAUGCGCAACCUCACCAUGUGCACUCUCAUCACAGCCAUGCAAACCAUGACCACGACGUCGAUGCUCCAGGCGAAGUCGUCACGCACUCGGAUGAUUGGAAUCGACUCGAUACCUUCCAGACAAGACUGGAGGGCCUGCAGUAUACGCUCGAUAGGACUAUGUCCAAGUGGGCGCGUGAGGCGGACCCUAAUCAGGAGAUUCCUCACCAUGAGGGGUUGGGGAUGUGA